GCUCAGCAUUGUUUAAUCGUUCAUAAAAAAAAACUUACAUACAAAGUUGUCGCACUCAUCCAGUCAUCGGAUGCACCUCCGUGGCGCGGCACAGUAUUGCAUCGCACUGUCAUGGUUUCACUCAACGCAUUUAUUUGUACCCUUCUUUACUCAUCCUGCUUCGUUCUCAGUUGGGACCUCUCGCCCUUGGGCAUCCAUAAUUUCACCAUCAAACACGUGUCGUUGUACAAAUCGCGUGCCUUCAUUACAAUCGAAGGUUCCAAUGUGAGUCUGGUGGAGGCUUCGUGGCCGGAGAACAAACUGGGAACCCGACCUCGCGUUUUGUGUGAACAUGACCCGAACGAGCUGCGCGAGUGUUGCGAUCAGUUGAACCAUGUGAUCUACACGGAUAUCGAUUCCGGUGCACGACUGUGGAUUUUGGAUCGUGGUGAUCGCGAAGGGUUCUGCAGCCCGAAAUUGAUCGUUCGUAGUUUGAUGCUAGUGACCAACAAGGAAAUUCGGUAUGAGUUUGGCACAUCGAGCAAUACGUUCCACUCGGUAGUGGUCGAUCCGAUCAAGGCAUCUGAUGGGGACACCCGCGCGUUUGUGACUAUGCUGGAUACCGACUAUCUUUUGCUAUUCUCGCUUUUCAAGCAGACUUUUGGGAAACUUAAAUUUGAAAGAAAAGAUCUGUCCCCAAUAAGUCCCAUUUCGCUUUCGGAGAUCGCUAUCAACCAGAAUCACCUGUACAUCUCGGACGGUCUAACUGGCCGAUUAUUUCUUCUGCCGGUGAAAACCAUUCGGCAAUUGUCGUUCCCCGAGGAUGAAGUGCAAAAGAUGGUACUGAAAACCAGUGUAACUUAUCUGGGCCGGUUGCUAGGUCGUGCCAAAGGAUUGAAGUUAGAUCUUUGGGACAAUCUGUACUACAUCAUCCCCCGGGACGGAGCGAUCGUCAAAUGGAAGCCGUGUCACACUUUGAAAGCGGAGAAUCAUUUGGUGAUUUUUCAACGGGAAAUCAACGUCAGUCAAAUAAUUUUGGGCGUGGGGAACAAGGCUUGGGUCAUUGCAAGUGAGUUUGCUUCUGACGAGAGCAAGCGACACUGUUUGAGAAUCAAUAAAUGACCAGUUUUGUGUAAUUGUA
This is a messenger RNA of Aedes aegypti (yellow fever mosquito), 1120 nucleotides long. RefSeq lists its product as uncharacterized. The record is from RefSeq and is a predicted model, not a curated record. The transcript has 2 exons. Bases 112 to 1101 code for a protein of 329 amino acids. NCBI's taxonomy places the organism in Eukaryota, Metazoa, Arthropoda, Insecta, Diptera, Culicidae.